AUGCGUUUCAAUUUCUGCCACGUUUCGCUUGCUUUCGUUCUCAAAUUCCUCAAUUUCCUUCAAUCCUUCGUUGGCCUUUCCAUUUUGCUCUAUUCAAUAUGGAUGUUCAAUGAAUGGGAGCACCAUCUUCCUCCCCCUCCCCUCCCUCACGCCUUCGAUUUCUAUCUCAAUUUCUAUUCCAUCAUUCUACCCGCUCCUUGGUUUAUUUACGCCUUCUUGGGAGUGGGAAUAUUGGUGUUAUGCAUUUCUUUGUUGGGUUGCAUUGCAGCUGAAAUGAUUAAUGGUUGCUGCUUGUGUUUUUACACUCUACUCAUCAUGGUACUUCUUCUGAUGGAAGGUUCUCUGGUGGGAUUCAUUGCACUUGAUAGUGAUUGGGAAAAGGAUAUUCCACUUGAUCCAACCGGUAAACUUGACGAGCUUCGAACUUUCAUUGAAGAUAAUCUAGAUAUCUGUACUUGGGUUGGCAUUGCUGUGCUUGUGGUUCAGGCAUUAUCUCUACUACUGGCAUUAAUUUUGCGAGCCACAGUUUCUACUCGGACAGCUGAUUUUGAUUAUGAGGAUGAAUAUGAUGCUAGGGGUAGAAAUUGGGAGCCUCUACUGAAUCCUCAAUCUGGCCAACCAUCUGGGUCUAGCAAAGGUGACAAUAGAGGAAAUCACUCGGAUAUUUGGAGCUCACGGAUGAGAGAGAAGUACGGAUUGAACCAUGGUGAUAAGAGCAGCUGCCAACCAUGA
Molecule: messenger RNA, 732 nt
Organism: Sphenostylis stenocarpa
Lineage: Eukaryota; Viridiplantae; Streptophyta; Magnoliopsida; Fabales; Fabaceae
Source: the annotation of a GenBank genome assembly